Anoplophora glabripennis (Asian longhorned beetle) is the source of this 3849-nucleotide messenger RNA. RefSeq lists its product as uncharacterized. The transcript is spliced from 9 exons. NCBI's taxonomy places the organism in Eukaryota, Metazoa, Arthropoda, Insecta, Coleoptera, Cerambycidae. The coding region runs from base 18 to 2687 and encodes 889 amino acids. The record is from RefSeq and is a predicted model, not a curated record.
UCAGUUACUUCGAAAAUAUGUUGCUAAGAGCAGUGAUCUUGGAAUUAUUGUUACAAUUUGUGUAUGGUUAUCAAGAAAAAUAUGUAAUAGAAAACAAACAGAUAGGCAAGGUCUUAGAAGAUGUAGAAGACGCACGUCAAUUACUCGACUGGCAUAACAAAGACACUCAACUCUGGAUUUUGGAACCACAAAACAAAUCUGGAUAUUUUAUUAUUCGCAACUUCGGAACUAGACACCGCUUAACAUGCUCAAAUGAUGGCACAUACUACAGGCUUUGGACCUUAAAUACAGACGAGUAUACUAGGAUUAAGUCUGAACAUUCUACAUUUUUUUUGAGACAGAAAUAUAAUAGCCUGAAGUGUUCCGAGACUGAGCAUGACGAUGAAAGCGACAUGUGGUUAUUUAUCGAACAAUCUCAGAAACUAAACAUGAGAUUUGUAAUAGAAAGCGUUAGGACAGGAUUGGUGAUAGAUGACGGUGGUCAAAAACGUAAAAUGGUCAGAUGGAAGAAUACAAACUCGCAGCUGUGGACUUUGAAACCAAAAAUGAGGUCUGGUUAUUCCAUUGUCAACGUCGCAACUGGAUAUAGUAUAACUUGUAAGGACAAUGACAUAUGGCAACUGAACACCCAUGGUGAAACGCGGAUUGAAGUUAAACAUCCCAGUAUCAUUCUGUCGUCAACUGAUGGCUUACGCUGUUUUUAUAAUAAAACAGGUCAUGAAAAUGACAGAUGGCUGUUUAUCCAACAAUCCAGAAAGGUUAACACGAAAUUUGUGAUAGAAAACAAGAAAACAGGAACAGUUUUAGAAGAAGCAGAAGAAACUCUUAAAAUAGGAAAGUGGCAAUACAGAGAGAGGCAAUUAUGGACCUUGGAACCACAAGAUAAAUCCGGGUAUUCCAUUAUCAACGCCGCUACCGGAAAUGCGUUAACCUUCUCUGAAAAUGGAAUAGAGAACCAAGUGUGGACACUGUACACCCGUGGAUAUACGUUGAUCCAAGUAGAAUAUCCUAAUGUUAAUCUGGCCAACAAGAACGGCAAACCAGUAUAUAUUAAAUACAUACAGGACGAUGAAAGCGACAGAUGGAGGUUGAUUGAACGAGAUUCCAUGAAAACUAACGUAAAAAGGAAACCUAUUUACGUUGAAAGCUACCAGCAGAAGUUUAUGAUAGAGAAUAAAAUGACAGGAACUGUACUGGAGGAAUCAUCAGAAGGGAUUCUAAAAAUGGGCAAGUGGGCAAAUAAAGAUGGUCAACUGUGGACUUUGGAUUCGCACAACGUUUCUGGAUAUGCCGUUGUCAACGUUCAAAGUGGGGGAACUUUGACGUAUUCCGAAAACGACGAGGAUUAUCAAAUAUGGUCGCUGAGCACCCAAGGCAAAACAUUUAUACAGGUUGAAGGUCGCAACGUUUUUCUUAUCAGCAAGAGCGGUAAACCGGUUUACAAUGCGUAUAAGCUCUACGACGGAAGUGACAUGUGGUCAUUGGCCGAACAAGAAUUUAAUACGGAUAAGAGGAUUUAUGUUGAGGAUUGUCAAGACAAAUACGAAUACGUUAUAGAAAAUGUGAAUACGGGAAUGAUAUUGACACUAGAAGAACAAACCGCUCUCGAGGAAUGGCAAGAUAAAGACUACCAGCUAUGGACUUUGGAGGCACAGAAUAAAUCUGGAUAUUUUAUUAUUCGCAACAUUGCAAAUGGAGUUGAUCUAAACUGCCCUGAUGAUGAUGACAUUCCCCAAAAUAUAUGGAAGUUGAACAUUAAGGGUGACACACAAAUACGAAUUGAUUAUCCUAAUAUUCUCUUAUCACAGGAGAACAAUUCUCUUAUGUGUAUUUAUGAAGAAUCUGCUGAAGAGAAUGACAAAUGGUUAUUUACUGAACGGUCCAAGAAAACUAAUAUGAAAUUUUUAAUAAAAAACAAGAAAACAGGCAUGAUCUUAGAAGAAGCAGAAAACGCUCUUAGAAUGGGCGAAUGGAAGCACAGAAUUUCGCAGAUGUGGACUUUAAAGCCACAAAACAGAUUGGGAUAUUCCAUCGUCAACGUUGCGAGUGGAAGACCUCUGACAUAUUCCAAAAACGGCACAGACUUCGAUUUAUGGAAACUGAAUACUAGGGGUGACACAGGGAUCCAUAUUGAAGACGCCAAUGUGAUCUUAGCCGACGUAAAUGGCAACGUAGCAUGUGUUGAUCAUAAGCAAAAUGAUGAAAGCGACAAAUGGCUCUUGAUCGAAGAAGAACUUGAAAUUAAUGCGAAACCAACGCCUAUUUAUAUUGAAUACCACCAAGAGAGAUUUGUUAUACAGAAUAAAAAGACAGGAAGGGUGCUAGAUGUGCCAAACCAGUUCCUCAAAAUGAGAGAAUGGGAAAAUAAGAAUUCGCAAUUGUGGACAUUGGAAGCGGACGGAUUUGAGCAUUACCUCAUCCGGAAUGUUGCAAAUGAAGGAGUUUUAUCGUAUCUAAAAGAGGGUAAAGAGUACAAAUUAUGGAAUUUGGACAUUAGCGGCAACACUUCUCUGAAAGUCGAAGGCACAGACGUAGUUUUGUCCGAUAAAGAUGGUGCAGCAGAAUUUACUGAAGAACAAAAUGACGACAGCGAUAGAUGGAUGCUGGUCGAUGAAGUUUCAAGAAAAAGAAAUACGAAAUUAAAAUCGAUUUUUGUUGAAAAGAAAGCUGCAGUAAAUGCCUCUUAAUUAGAAAUUUGUACUCAUUAGGAUAUGCAUUUGAAUAAUACCAAUAAAGAAGUGUCAUAUUAAUUAUAUUUAAUAAUAUUAAAUAUUCAGCCAUUAUCAUUUUAUAUCACUUUAACGUAAAUAAACUACAAAAAAUUUUACUUUAACUAUAAAUAAUAAAGAUAUGAUCUGGUACAGAUAGAUAAAAAUUAAAUUUAUAUACUUUUAUGUUUUUGUGAACGCCUUUAUUUUUUUUAUAUGAAGUUGUUGUUAUAGUUAUGAUUGUUAUGAGACUCUCUCAGAGUGUGGGUUCCUUUGUUGCUUUAUUUUUUAUUUUGAUUGAAACUUUUAUAUGAUGAUUUUUAUUACUCUAAUUUUUCUAAAUGAAAGAUAUGUUCAAGUUACACAAUGUCGAUAUUUUUCUAAAUGAAAGAUAUGUUCAAGUUACACAAUGUCGAUAUAUUACAGGAAUUUUUUAUCAUAGGAUUGUUGUGAUGUUAAGAUUAUGCUCCUUAUACUAAAUGAAUUACACAAGAAAUUUCCCCCCCUAUUACAGUGUAUAAUGAUUUUUUAUACUGUAAGUAGUUUAUUUGAACAACUAUGGAAUUGUGUAUUAAUAACACAUAAAUGCAGUGAAAUUUUACAAUGUAGGAAUUUAUAUAGCGCUUUAGUUGUGAAAUUUGCAAAUUUGUUUAGCUAAAUUGUCGACACUUACGAACGUAAAUUUAUUGCUGGUAUUUAAUUUGCAUGUAACCUCGCUAUACUGUAGAUUCUGCUUCAUGUAGUCGAGCUGUUCUGAUGUCCCACCUUGAAAUGACGUCUCGCCACGGAGAUUGCCGAAUAUUCCUUGUAGAUGUAAAUGCACUGCACUUUAUUUUAUAGAUUUCACUUAACACUUUUUUUAUUUAUGCUCGUUAACCUAGUUUCAAUUUAUUGUUGAUAUUGCUGAAUGACUUUUCGAACUUUUGUCACAUCUAUCUAUUAUUGUGACUUUUCGGACUUCUGACAGCUACAUAUAUUUACGACAAUUCACCACCAUGAUGGCUGAAAUUUUCACUAACAUGUUGAUUUUAACUGAUAGCAAUUGUUUUUCUAGGAGCAAACUAGCGAUGUUACUGCUACAGGUAAACAUGGAAGACUGGAUACCUCGAGCCCGGAGAUUACUUUUAUCAAACGUGAAAAA